AUGAAGGCUGUCUGCGGCGAGAAGGCGGACGUCGAUAUGUCAAAAGCGGAAGAGUGGAUGCAAACGACGCUGCAAGAAAAAAUCAAAGAAGUGGAGCCUAGGAACAUUUUCAACGUUGACGAGACUGCUCUUUUCUACGAGUGCACGCCAAACAAGACUUUCGCCUUCAAGGGAGAAGAUUGCAGCAGUGGGAAGUUGAGUAAACUGCGCGUAACUGUUCUUGUAGGAGCCAACGUGGACGGCAGUGAAAAGCUUCCGCUGCUUGUUAUUGGAAAAUCUGCUAAUCCACGUUGUUUCAAAAACGUCAAAACGAAGCCAUGCGAGUAUCAAGCUAACAAGAAAGCUUGGAUGACUCAAGAUAUUUUUGAAAAUUGGCUCCUUAAGUUGGACAAGAAAUUCUACAGAGAGAAGAGAAAAGUGCUGAUGUUCGUGGAUAACUACAGUGCCCACAAUUCCAUUCCGGAUUUAGAAAACAUCGAAGUGGUGUUUUUCCCGCCAAACAUGACGUCCGUUCUUCAACCGAUGGAUCAAGGAAUCAUCAACUCUUUCAAGAUUCACUACAGGUCAAUUCUAGUGCGCAAGGUGUUGGACGAGCAAGUUACACUCAGCAAAAACCAAGUGAAGGUCAACAUUCUGCAAGCCUUGAGGAUGUGUGCAGAUGCCUGGCGACAAGUAAGCGCAACGACGAUCAAAAAUGGAUUUAGGAAGACAGGAUUCAUCCGUGGCGAAGAAACUUCAAUCAAGUUCGAGGAAAGCAUCCUGGAAGAGGCAAAGCUGGACCAAGAUUUCAUCAACAUCGACCAAAAUGUAGCCAUUUGCGGCGAACUAUCUGAUUUUGAAAUUUUGAACGAGGUCCAAGGAUCUACGGCUGUGGAGUUAUCAGACGACGAAGAAGAAAAUCAAGAGCAGCUUUCAUCCUCAGUAGCUCCAACUCCCAAUGAAGCGCUGGAAUUUUUAGCAAAAUUGAGGGAAUUUGCAGAGUCGCGACAAGACGUUGAUGAAGAUAUUUUCGCAGCGAUCAGCAAAAUCACUCGAUUUGCUUCAAAGGAAAAAAUCAUCUUGUUGACAUGUCCGGCUUUCGGACUCUAA
Messenger RNA from Diorhabda carinulata, 1089 nucleotides. Its product is annotated as tigger transposable element-derived protein 6-like. The coding region runs from base 1 to 1089 and encodes 362 amino acids. The transcript has 2 exons. Gene Ontology annotation, cellular component: nucleus. Lineage: Eukaryota; Metazoa; Arthropoda; Insecta; Coleoptera; Chrysomelidae. The record is from RefSeq and is a predicted model, not a curated record. Gene Ontology annotation, molecular function: DNA binding.